AUGGAAGUAGAAGAAGGAAACAAAGAGAUUCCCGAAAUAUCACCACCGAACACAAGAAGAAAGAAAUAUAUCUCUUGCUACCGCUGUAUGUCUCAGCAGUGUGUUUGUGUAAAAAGCAGUAAGAAUGUCAAAGAAUUAAAAAGCAAAAUGAUAAUAGGGAAAAGAGAUACAAAACAUAAGAAAUUGCAAAAUACAGGAUCAGCAGCAAAAGUUUACCAAGAAAAACAAUGCAAAAAUAGAACAAAGACAAAGUCAGUUGUAGAAAAAGAAGACAAAGAAGAAGAUACUCCAUGGCAAAGUCGUUAUGUUUGUCGUGUUUGUGGCUCCAUUUUUAAGGAGAAAGUUCCGUGGAUCAAUCACAUUGAGAGAAAACACUACCAUGCGUACAAACUGCAGUGUGACAAGUGUUAUUUACCGUUUUCAAACGAGUAUGAAACCUCAUCACAUAUUUGUACUUGUGCUAAUAUUAGGAACCAUACUUGUAUCUUCUGUAGCGAUGAAAAGUCGUUUAGAUAUAAGACGAACCUGUAUUAUCAUAUAAUGCAGGAACACGACAGCAAGUUUCCUUUGAGGUGCGAAAAAUGUGCGAAACCUUUAGCUUCCAAAUUAGAACAAACACAGCAUAUUGCAACCCAUAGUUGCUCUACAAUUAUGAAAGAUGAAACUCGUUUAAAGCAGUUUGCUACUGAACACCAAAUGCAGAUUCAGUAUAAAGAGAACGGAGAUGACUCUACCACUGCAACAAAAUCUCGUCAUUCGAAUAAAACUGAAGUCGCGGGAGCAAAAACUACAAAUCUACCUCUGUGUGAGUAUUGUGGUCGGGUGGUGAAACAGCUGUCAGCACAUACAGAUGUUUGCUUAAAUAACAAAUACAAAUGUAGUACUAGCGAAAUGACACUUAAUUCUAAAAUGAGUCUAAAGAUUCAUAUUAUGCGAUUCCAUACUUCGAGAAACCUUACGCAUGUAAUCAGUGUGAGAAAAGAUAUAUCAGUAAUGGGUCUUUAA
This is a messenger RNA of Mercenaria mercenaria, 1005 nucleotides long. Its product is annotated as zinc finger protein 711-like. Gene Ontology annotation, cellular component: nucleus. Bases 1 to 1005 code for a protein of 334 amino acids. The record is from RefSeq and is a predicted model, not a curated record. The transcript has a single exon. Lineage: Eukaryota; Metazoa; Mollusca; Bivalvia; Venerida; Veneridae.